Molecule: messenger RNA, 1242 nt
Organism: Gordionus sp. m RMFG-2023
Lineage: Eukaryota; Metazoa; Nematomorpha; Gordioida; Chordodea; Parachordodidae
Product: ribosomal protein S6 kinase-related protein-like
Exons: 10
Coding region: 9-1010 (333 amino acids)
Biological process (GO): protein phosphorylation
Molecular function (GO): ATP binding; protein kinase activity
Source: RefSeq, a predicted model, not a curated record
UACAAUUUAUGUUUGUCACAGAAUUUCAUGAAAAUGGUGAAUUACAUACUUUAUGGGCUACAUAUAGAAAAUUUUCAGAAUAUCUAAUAAAAAUAUAUACAUUUGAAUUGUCAUCCGCAAUAAAAUAUUUACAUGAAUCUGGGAUCAUUUAUAGAGAUAUUAAACUGGAAAAUUUGCUCUUGGAUCUAAAUGGACACAUAAGACUCACCGAUUUUGGUCUGUCUAAAUGGUUAGCCAUAGGCGAGAAGACUCGAACUAUAUGCGGCACCUUAGUAUACAUGGCACCGGAAAUCGUUAACGAGCAGGCUUAUGGACAUGAAUGCGAUUGGUGGUCUCUUGGCAUUUUAGUAUACGCUAUGUUCUUUGGAAAGUUUCCAAUUCACGGUGCCGAAGACCAUCUGCAAAUGAGGAAUAAAAUGAGGAAAUACGAUUAUAACCAACUUCCACCUUUUCCCGCCAUAACUAAAUCGAGCAGCGAUUUCAUUAAACGAUUGAUUUCUAAAGAUUCUGCUACCCGUACCAGGAACAGUGCCGAAAUUACGAAACAUCCUUUUCUUACAGAAUUUCCUGAUCAAAAAUUGAAUAUUUGUAAUACAGAUGAAUGGAAAUCUUACCCGGUUUGGGAUUUUUAUCAUACCCCAUCGCAUAAUACCCACGAUACCCCUGACAAGGUUAACACCAAAACGGAGGAAAAAAUUGAAUCCUAUACACAAAAAAACAUCAAGUACAAAUCCAUAGCGUGGGCCAAUGAUAAUGAUCUCUCAAAAAACAACAUCGAUCCCUAUUCAUUCAAUAUUAGUAAAAGAAAGAAUUCUUUAUCUAAUUUUGCUCAAAUUACGCAACCCAAUUUAUAUUCCGCUAUUUACGCCAUGAACCAUCGACUUAGUCUUAAUAGUUUCGAGGAGCUAGAUAACCACGACGAAUCCUACUCACCAAAACACACAAUUUCCGCUCUAAAUAAAGACGAUUUCGCCGAUUUUGAUUAUGUCAGUAAAGAUAUGUUGAUAUGAUUCCCCUAUAAUCACGCUAUCAAACUUUUGUUUUCGGUUGGUGCAGUUGAACCAUAUGACUGAUCCCUUCAUAUUAAUUUAUUUAAUAUAUUCGCGUAUUUAGCUCAUAUAAUUUAUUAUGUACAUCUAACAUAUUUUUGACAAAAUUCAAGAAUGACUAUCAAAACACCGACAAUUAAAUUCAAAAAUGUAAAUAUUUUUAAAAAUAUAUAUUCUAUUAUUUAUAUAUCAA